Triticum dicoccoides is the source of this 1369-nucleotide messenger RNA. RefSeq lists its product as uncharacterized. The transcript has 7 exons. NCBI's taxonomy places the organism in Eukaryota, Viridiplantae, Streptophyta, Magnoliopsida, Poales, Poaceae. The coding region runs from base 186 to 1016 and encodes 276 amino acids. The record is from RefSeq and is a predicted model, not a curated record.
GUUUCCUCAUCCACUACUACGCUCGCGACCCGAGUCCCCCCAGUCCUCUUUCCGCAACCUCCGACGUGCCGCCCCGUUCGUCCCAGAGGCGCGGCGGGCAUAGAGGCUGGAACACGCGCCUCACAAUCUCCUCAGUACCACCAGCAGGGUAUCAGCAGCCAGCAAUCAAAUCCUCCCUCACCAGGAUGCUCCCCACGCUACUCGGCGGCUACCUCACCGUCUCCGCGCUACCGCACCCAACCGCGACAGCGACUCCGCGCGCACGCGUACUCCCUGGUCUCAGGCCCUCCUCCCGCCUCGUCGCCCGCCGAAGCGCAGGGGAAACUGUACACGCAACGGCCACAGAAGAGGAGGAGCAGGAGUGGAAGGAGCUCCAGGAGGAGGGGCUCCCGAUGCGGGGGCAGCACGCCGAGGAUGACCACGACCACGACCCCGAGAUCGCGGACAUUAUGGGGGAUUACUUCGACGACCCCAAGAAAGCCCAGUCCCGUAUGGAGGAAAGGAUAAAGAAGAAGCGGCACAAGAUCGUGCAGGCCAAGACCGGCUCGCCCAAUCCCAUGAAGGUCGUCUUCAACAAGUUUGAUUUCUCCAAUUCAUAUAUAUGGUUUGAGUUCUACAAUGCUCUAUUGCCAAAAGAUGUGAAAUUAAUUUGUGAUACUCUGCGAUCAUGGCAUAUACUUGGACGCCUUGGUGGGUGCAAUUCCAUGAAUAUGCAGCUAUCACAGUUGAGUUUAGAUUGUAAAAGACCAACUUAUGAUGCUCUUGAAGCAGCAAACACCACACCAACAUCCUUUUACAACAUUGGUGAUCUAGAGAUUCAAGAGAACCUAGCACGUGUCUGGGUGGACAUUGGUAUUCAAGAUCCAUUGCUUUUGGACAUCCUGCUUAAUUCAUUAACCACCAUAAAUUCGGAUCAUCUGGGCAUUAAGGAAGUACAGUUCGGAGGGUCGGAGUUUCAGAGCUGGAACGACAGCUUGAAUACUGAAGAAGCUGGAUACAGUGUCCAGAAGAUCUAGAAAGCAGAGUCGUGCGAUUGUAGAAGCAGCUACCAUUUUGGUAACCUGGAGGAUCCAACAACGAUUUACUGGAUAAAAUCACGCCUCACUUGAUCUUGACGCACUAAUCUUGCAAUUGAAAAGGACGACGGCCUCCCCACCAUUGCUAAUUGCUAAGCAUGAAGGAUGAUGUCUAUAUUGUUGUGCAAACGACCUGUUUUGGUCUCCGCCUACAGGAUACCAACGACUCAAGUUGGACAAGUGUAACAUGUUGGCCUGUUUGUUGUGCUGAAACACGCUCACUCGAGUUUCUCCGUCUGGAUGAAAUGUUACCAGUGAGAUGAUUGUUAAAUAUUGUCGCCUAUUGUUGUCUA